AUGCCCUCUCCUUCAAUGCGUAUGCGAAAGCUCGCCCUUGUUUUCGGAAGCAUAUCUGCAGGCUGGGCUUGGUGGCUUCAGAGUUUGAAGACCAAUGCGAUUACUACUCCAUACCCAAACUGGUGGUAUCUCUAUAACAUCUUCUCGCUAGGUGGCUGGUCUGCUUUUAUAAUCUACUACACCAUGAUCAACUCCAACCGAGAGAAAACUCCAGGUCCUAAGCCCCAUGAGCUGUGGAAUUUUCUUCACAUCGUUCCAAUGCUACUCCUCAACGCUACUAUCACCAAGAGCCUGUCUGUUAAGGACAAAGGACUACUUUGGUUUGCGGCCUUGAUGGUAUACCGAUACUACCGCACUAUUCUCACUGUGUACUUCUACUUUCGAUACGAGAUAGCCUUGGAGCCUUCUCCUCAGGAUCCGGAGUCCAAACCAUCAGACUGCACCGUAAUCGUACCAACAGUCGGCCCUGCGAUGAACUCAGUUUUCGAGGACAUGGUUGCAGCAAUUCUUUGGAACAAACCAAAGCAGCUCCUGUUCUCUGCGAACAAGCCCGAAUCGCAAGCAGAUAUCGAGACAGAGGUUAGGAAGAUAGUUGCAGCCUUCAGAAACGGCGACACCACUUACCAGAAAGAACAUAAACUAGGGCCGCCGGGGUGGCAUCUAGAGACGGUCACGAAGAUUGGAUAUACAUUCAUAAAUGACUCCAACAAGCGCAAGCAGACCAUGAAGGCUAUAAAACUAGUGGAAACGAAGAUCACGAUCAUGGUCGACGACACUGCCAUCUGGCAUCCAAAGUUCUUGAACGCAACUCUUCCAGCUUUCAUCGACAAAGACGUCGGCCUCGUUGGUACGCGAAAAGUGGUGAAGUAUAUUCGCCCUAACCGUGACGCUAAUGUGAGCCUCAUGCAGCACUACAGUGCAUGGUAUUGGGCCGGUCUCUGGAACACAAUUGGCGCGCUGUAUCUUCAGCGUCAUAACUACGAGAUUCGAACAUCCAACGCCGCUGAUGGUGGUGUAUUUACGGUAUCUGGUCGAACCCUUCUCAUCCUGACUGGAAUAGUACAGGAUGAUCACUUUGAAGACAAAUUCUUGAACGAGUACGUCCUCAAGUGCAUCUUUACCUGGCUGACAAGACUCGUCAAGUGGCACGUCCCCUUCGCAGACCAACUACUCGCUUACUUUAAGGGAAAUGGCCUAUCGGAAAAUGGAUUCGGACCUCUUCUUGCGGAUGAUGACAAUUUCAUCACACGAUGGGUCAUUGACCAUGGAAAGAGCAUCAAAAUCCAAUCCUCACCCGAAACAACCAUAACUACGGUGUUAGGAAAUGUGGAGAAUUUCAAAUUCUUAGACCAAUGCAAGCGCUGGAGUCGCACGACCUUCCGGCAAAAUCCGAUCGCUCUCUUCAGCGAUCGCACAAUCUGGUGGAAGUGGCCCAUCUCGGUGUGGACAGUGUACUUCCCCUGGAUGUACAACUUCGCAGCGGUUUGGGAUUCCUUGGCAAUCAUCACUUUUCGGCGAUCAGGGCUGUACCUUGACUCCCCCAAUGGAAACAUGCGGCUCUUUUUCCUGGUCUCGUUUAUAUGGCUGACCAAGCUUAUCAAGACCUUUCCAUGGUUCUUAGAGCAUCCUUACGACUUCUUGCUGUACUUCUGCCCUAUCCCCACCUAUCCCUUGUUUGGAUACUUCCAUUCGUAUGUCAAGGCUAGAACAAUGGUUACUUGUUGGAAUAACGAGUGGUCUGGCAGGAACUUGGAGAAGGUAGAGGCUGUUGCAGGAAUCGUGUCAGAACGCAAGAAGGCUGAUGAUGUUGCGGAGCUUUAA
This is a messenger RNA of Alternaria atra, 1821 nucleotides long. RefSeq lists its product as uncharacterized. Lineage: Eukaryota; Fungi; Ascomycota; Dothideomycetes; Pleosporales; Pleosporaceae. Bases 1 to 1821 code for a protein of 606 amino acids. The transcript has a single exon. The record is from RefSeq and is a predicted model, not a curated record.